AAAAAAAUUCAAAUGAUAAACAUGAGUACCUGUGGUAGCUCCUCAAUUCGCGUUUUCUCCGGGGCCCCAGUUUCGAGUCAACGUAAUCAGCCCAGGGCCUCGCUUUCUCGAGCACCAAUAAUCGAGCGCCGCCAUUAUACAUACUGCAGGGCGAGUCGCCACAAGUCAAACCCUGUUUCAGCGGCCAUUAGCAGCCCGCUUGCACCUCCGAGCAUUCAACGAGUGGGGAGAGAGAGUAUGGGGAAGAGUGAGAUAAUCGCAAGGGCAGAGGAGUUGGUUAAAUCCGCCAUGGGAGGCAACGACGCAUCCCAUGACGCGGCCCACGCCUUCAGAGUCAGAGACCUAGCCCUUUCUCUAGCCCGUGAAGAGGGUUUUUCGUCUUCCCCUGAUUCGAUUCUCAUUUUUUGUGAUUGCUGUAUGUGGAUAUCGUCACGUGUUGUGAAUGGAAUUGUAGUCAUAGUUUGUUUGAAUAACGUACUUGUUGAGAUUAUAUCUUCUCUUACAUUUCAGGUGGAGUUAGCUGCACUUCUACAUGACAUAGGGGACUAUAAAUAUAUGAGAGAUCCGUCUGAAGGGAAGAUUGUUGAGGACUUCCUUGUCAACGAAGGAGUAGAUGAAAGUAUCAAGUCACAGAUAUUAGGCAUCAUAAAGGGAAUGGGUUUCAAAGAGGAGGUUGCAGGACUUGCAGGGGGUAUUCAAUACCCAGAAUUUGGGGUGGUGCAAGAUGCUGAUCGUCUUGAUGCAAUCGGUGCCAUAGGAAUUGCUCGUUGCUUCACAUUUGGGGGAAGCAGGAACAGUGUGCUGUAUGAUCCCAACAUAAAACCCCGAUCAGAUUUGUCCAAGGAAAAGUACAUGAAUAAAGACAAGCAGACCACAGUCAACCAUUUUCAUGAGAAGCUUCUCAAGUUGAAAGAGUUGAUGAAAACAAAGGCUGGUCAGAGGAGGGCGGAAAGAAGGCACAAAUUCAUGGAGGAGUUUUUGGAAGAGUUUUAUCAAGAAUGGGAUGGAAGGGCCUGAAGAUGGUAGUUGGAAAUGCAUAAAGUGACCAGCAUCACCACGCAGAUCAACUCACAAGUGGAAUUGCAAUGUCAAAUAUUUAUCGAAGUUCCGAAGUAUUUUUGGGAAAAUUAUUUCCCGUUAGAUGUUUAUAUUUCCCGGUAAUUUAUUAUUUGGAUGAUUUCAAUUGUUGGUAUGGUUUCCUCUUUGAGUUGAAAUAAAGGGUGGUGCAAACUAGUGUUGUUUUGCUUGAGUCGCAUAUUACUAACACAUUUGGCUUAUUCUGCCUUCAUAUUGAACAAACUAGGUAAAGAACGGUUUCUUGAUUUACUUGAUUUUAAUGUCUUGCUGAG
Molecule: messenger RNA, 1349 nt
Organism: Striga asiatica
Lineage: Eukaryota; Viridiplantae; Streptophyta; Magnoliopsida; Lamiales; Orobanchaceae
Source: the annotation of a GenBank genome assembly